AAACCGCCUUUUAUAGUUGUUGUUGCUUAAACCGCCUCUUUGUUUCCUACUUCUACCCCGUAUAAGGUAACGGAGUGUUGCCGUCACAUAAUAGUCUCUUUCUUUCCUACUUCAAUUAUUUCUGAUCUUCAUCUUCAAUUUCUCUCAACUUUGAUCAAAAUUGGCGAAAAAAUCCCCAAUUUCGUCAAUCAAAUUGCAAAUGGAUUCCAGAAAUUCUCAAAAUUUGCAGGUGUUCAUCCGAUCACCAUUCCCAACUCGUACCCUAACCCUAAAUCCCAACCAAACAUGGGCAGAUCUCAAGAACCAUCUCCCUUUCUUCAAUUCAUCUUCAUCUUCAUCAUCUACCUCUGAGAUAGGGUUCUUUUCGUUUAAUGGCAAAAGGCUAGACGAAUUCACCACCGUCGGAUCUUCCGGAAUCGCCCAAAAUUCCACCGUAAACCUCCACUUCAAGCUUCUUGGCGGCGGCGGCGAUGGCGGCUCAACUUGCGCGGAGUCUAGGGAUUGCUACUUGAAUAUGUACGCCGAGAGGAAGCCGGAUAAGGGGGAUCCAAGCGAGAAGCGCCUCUCAAAGUGGACUACCUGCGCGCUUUCCAACGAGCCGUUGAAGCCGCCGUGCGUAAUCGACCGCCUUGGCAACGUCUUCAACAAGGAAGCUCUGGUUAAAGCGAUGCUUGCUAAGAGUUUGCCGAAACCGUUUUCGCUGUAUAUCAAGGGUUUGAAGGAUUUGAUUCCGAUUCAAUUGUCUUCUGGUAAUGAAGAAGAUUCAUCAUCAUCACAUUUUCAGUGCCCUAUUUCUGGGUUUGAUUUCAAUGGAAAUUACAGAUUCUACGCUUUGAUUAAUUGCGGUCAUGUUCUGAGCGCGAAAGCACUCAAACAAAUUAAAUCAUCUGCUUGCCUUGUUUGUCACAAGGAGUUCAAGGAAGAAGAUGAUAAGAUUGUAAUCAAUGGGACUGAUGAAGAGGUUGAUAUUCUGAGGAAGAAGAUGAUUCAGAUGAAGGAGAUGGAGAAGGAGAAGAAGGCAGCGAUUAAGCUUAAGAAAUCGAAAUCAAAACAGUUAAACUCAGUUGGUGUUGCUGGGGAAGAUGAUGAUGGUGUUAUUGUUGGUGAUGCUCAGUUGAGUGGCAAGAAACAUGGCAUUGAUGAUGUUGUAAAUGCGAAUGCGAAACCGGAGAUUAAUCCCAAGCUUCCUAAUGCCAUUGCUGUUACUAAGAAAGCUUCGGCAAAGAGAUUCAAAGCUGUUGAUAUUGCACCUGCAAAUGCUGAUAAGAAAGUGUAUGCUUCUCUUUUCACUUCUUCUUCUAGGAAGUCUGAUUUCAGAGAGACUUAUUCUUGUAGAUCUUUGCCUUUAGGGAGAAACUGAUUGUUUUACUUGACAAUUUGAGCUGAAUUGUGAGUUGAAAUGUGAGUUGAAACUAUCUCCAUUGAUUGAAUUCUCCAUAUGUAAUUCAAGCAUCCAGGUUUUUAAUCUA
This is a messenger RNA of Spinacia oleracea (spinach), 1469 nucleotides long. RefSeq lists its product as uncharacterized. Gene Ontology annotation, biological process: mitotic DNA replication termination. Bases 200 to 1360 code for a protein of 386 amino acids. The record is from RefSeq and is a predicted model, not a curated record. The transcript has a single exon. Gene Ontology annotation, molecular function: protein binding. Gene Ontology annotation, cellular component: nucleus. Lineage: Eukaryota; Viridiplantae; Streptophyta; Magnoliopsida; Caryophyllales; Amaranthaceae.